AUGAGAAACAUCAAAGGUCUUGACCUUUUCCGAAAAUCAAUUGGGAUCUCUGAACAAACAUCAUUAGGAGGAAUAAUCACUCUUAUAGCACUUUCCUCUAUGGGAAUACUCUUCUUCUCAGAAAUUUCGUAUUACUUUGAGAAUACCAUCAAUAAAGAAACAAUGAUAGAUCAAGACAGAGGUGCCAAGCUACUCCCAAUUAACCUAAAUAUCACACUAUUUAGAUCACCCUGCCUCACUGUAAGCUUGGAUCAGCUAGACAGCUUAGGCAACCAUGUCGUUGACGUAGGUGGAGCAUUAACUAAGACACGUCUCGAUAAAAAUGGUAAUCGAAUUACUGAGAAAUUGCCAAAUCUCGAUAUAAGCAACGCUAUAAAAAUGAUCGAAGAAGAAGAAGGCUGCGAACUCUCAGGCAAUUUUUCAGUCACAAAGACCCCUGGGAAUUUCCAUAUAAGUUUUCAUGCGACACAUCAAAUAAUGACAUCAAUCCCUCGACAGACUUUAUCAAAAGUCAGGCUAAGCCACAGAAUAAACCAUCUGAGCUAUGGGAAAGAACAGAGAAACCAUUAUAUUCACUCGAUUUUUGGCAAUGGAGAACAAACUAAUUUUGCACCUUAUGAUGGGCUUGAAAAAAAUGACGCACCUGGGCAAGUCAUAAAAUAUGAAUAUAAUAUUAAGGUUAUACCUGUGCAGUAUUAUGAUGAAAGCUCUGGGGAAGAACUGAAUAGCUACCAGUAUUCCAUGGUGGGGUCUAAUGAGCCGUUUAACUCUGUGUUUGGGAUUAUUUAUUUUAGGUAUGAUGUUGAUGGUAUCACUAUGAGGUAUACAAGAGUCACAAAAUCACUGCCAAGUCUGCUGGUUUCGAUGAGUGCAAUUUUAGGAGGGAUUUUUGCGGUGCUAGGAAUAAUCCAUUCAGUGAUGCAAGAAGCAAUAAGAAAAGCCAAAUAA
This is a messenger RNA of Blepharisma stoltei, 948 nucleotides long. The record is from the annotation of a GenBank genome assembly. NCBI's taxonomy places the organism in Eukaryota, Ciliophora, Heterotrichea, Heterotrichida, Blepharismidae.